Messenger RNA from Pleurotus ostreatus (oyster mushroom), 573 nucleotides. RefSeq lists its product as uncharacterized. The record is from RefSeq and is a predicted model, not a curated record. Bases 1 to 573 code for a protein of 190 amino acids. NCBI's taxonomy places the organism in Eukaryota, Fungi, Basidiomycota, Agaricomycetes, Agaricales, Pleurotaceae. The transcript is spliced from 7 exons.
AUGGGAGACAUACACUUGAUCAUUGUUGGUUUGAAGGCUACUGGUCUAACAAGCAAACGGAAGUUGACGUUCCAGAGGAGGCCGAACGGAUUUGUUACCAUAAGCUGGGUGUCAGAUUCGCUACCCUCAACGCAUAGGACCGAAGUCAUCAAAAGAACAGCAUCUCCCGAAUGGAAAGAGAUUGUCAAAUUGUCUCCUCAAUCAAUAGACUCGACGAUCUCAUUUGAGAUGUUCGACAAGGGUUGUGUGCGCCUACAUUCGUAUGGCAUUGUUGAAAAGACGGUUCGUGAUUUACUGGCUGGCAGUCCUAAACUAGGUGCAACCGAAACCAACGUAUCUGCCUACGCCCUUCUUGGUGGAAUCGUCAUUUCUCUUGCCGAGCUUAUGGGGGUAGCAGACACGCUGGCCCGAAUACAUCCAUACGUCAAUUUUGCAUGGAGUGUUGUUUCAUGUGUAUAUUCGGUCGUGAAAAAUCAACUAGAUCGUGACGAAGUAGGCUGGGACGGACCCGGGGUGUUUUGGCUGGAGGGUGUGCUUCGGUGUUUGAAAGAGGGUGUAACGCCAGGCUCCUAG